Messenger RNA from Chrysochloris asiatica (Cape golden mole), 1131 nucleotides. It is a transcript of the gene GPR15, whose product is annotated as G protein-coupled receptor 15. The transcript has a single exon. Gene Ontology annotation, biological process: G protein-coupled receptor signaling pathway; immune response. NCBI's taxonomy places the organism in Eukaryota, Metazoa, Chordata, Mammalia, Afrosoricida, Chrysochloridae. The coding region runs from base 19 to 1107 and encodes 362 amino acids. Gene Ontology annotation, molecular function: G protein-coupled receptor activity. The record is from RefSeq and is a predicted model, not a curated record. Gene Ontology annotation, cellular component: membrane.
UUGACCUUCGAUUUUAUAAUGAUGGACCCAGAAGCAACCUCAGUUUAUUUGGAUUACUCCUAUGCUACAAGCCAAAUACCUGAUAAUGAGGAGAACCCCUUCCACGUUCCCUAUACUUCUAUCCUUCUUCCCAUCUUUUACACAGUUGUGUUCCUGACUGGAGUGCUGGGGAACCUCGUCCUCAUGGGUGCGUUGCAUUUCAAACAGGGCAGCCGAAGACUGAUUGACAUCUUUAUCAUCAACCUGGCUGUCUCUGACUUCAUUUUCCUUGUCACUCUGCCUCUCUGGGUGGAUAAAGAAGCAUCUUUAGGACUGUGGAGGACGGGCUCUUUUCUGUGCAAGGGCAGCUCCUACAUGAUCUCAGUCAAUAUGCACUGCAGUGUCUUCUUGCUCACCUGCAUGAGCGCUGACCGCUACCUGGCCAUCAUGUGCCCAGCCAUAUCCAGAAAACUCAGAAGGAGAGACUGCGCAUACGGAGUCUGCGCCAGCAUCUGGUUUAUCUCCUGCCUCCUGGGGUUGCCUACUCUUCUGUCCAGGGAACUCACGCUGAGUACUGAUAAUAAGCCAUACUGUGCAGAGGAGAGAGCCUCUUCAGUAAAACUGACUUGGGCCCUGGUGGCUUUGAUUUUCACUUUUUUUGCCCCCUUGCUGAGCAUUGUGACCUGCUACUGCUGCAUUACAAGGAAACUGUGUGCCCAUUACCAUGGGUCAGGAAAGCAUAACAAAAAGCUGAGGAAAUCCAUAAAGAUCAUCUUUAUUGUAGUGACAGCUUUUGUCUGCUCCUGGCUGCCCUAUAAUACUUUUAAACUCCUCACCAUCAUCUCUGGAUUGCAGAAAGAUUUCUACGUUUCCUCAGCCGUUCUCCAGGUGGGCAUGGAGGUGAGUGGACCCCUGGCAUUUACCAACAGCUGUGUCAAUCCUUUCAUUUACUAUAUCUUUGACAGUUACAUCCAUCGGGCCAUUGUGCACUACUUGUGUCCCUGCCUGAAGAACUAUAACUUUGGGAGCAGUACCGAGACAUCAGAUAGUCACCUCACUAAGGCUCUCUCCAAUUUCAUUCACACAGAGGAUUUUGCUAGAAGGAGGAAGAGAUCUGUGUCACUCUAAAAGUGAACUGUGACAUUUCAAGCU